Messenger RNA from Phytomonas sp. Hart1, 828 nucleotides. The record is from the annotation of a GenBank genome assembly. NCBI's taxonomy places the organism in Eukaryota, Euglenozoa, Kinetoplastea, Trypanosomatida, Trypanosomatidae.
GUAAUGGCUGCCAGAUGGCGAUAUGUCAAAAGUGCACUAGUUGGUGCAAGUUUGUGGGGCAUCGGUGAUUUCCUUGGCCAGUCCUAUAACAUACACAAACACCGAUCGAAGAGACGAAUGCAAAACAAAAUGUUAACAGAGAGGAGUCAAAUCCUGUUGGAAACUGACAAUGAGCCUAACAAACAAUACGUGGUCGAGUCAAGCCUGUUUGGACUCCUUGUCGGGUUCGCUGCGCAUCAUUACCAGCGACUUCUCAUUAGAACCUGCGGAACUCUGUAUCAACGUUCAAUACUAUGUUUUUUCCUUUUAGGCAUACAACAAAUGGUAUGGACCCCUUUGCUACUUUUGUCUUACUUCAAUUCCAUGACAGCAGCGCGAGGGUUUUUUUCCAACCCUAGUCUUAUGACAGCACACACCGCAGGAGCGCAGGGUCGGCAUAACGUGUGGUCUAUCCAAAAGCACAUUAUAGAGAAUGUCAUGCCAACUCCGCUGUUGACUUCUUGGUUUGUGUUUUGUCCUCUUUUUUGGUUUGCUUACAUUGGGCGCCGAAGAUGCGCCACCGUACUCAGGGUUGCGAUUGCACUACCCUGGUGCUCUUCCGUUGCGUUAGCACAGCACCGGGAGUUAGUAUAGGGAUUAGUUGGCAAAGUGCUUCUGAGUGAACUUACUGAAACAAAGAAACUCCUUAUUUAAAAAAAUCAAAACAACGGUCUGGUGAAGUGUUUUUAGAACAUUUUUCAAGAAUAAAAUGAUUCAAGGUUUUGGAUCAGCUUAUAGUGUGUUUUUCUGAAUUCUUUCAAUACCUGAAGAAAAAGCGAAAAUAAAGUU